This is a messenger RNA of Cyclocybe aegerita, 4632 nucleotides long. Lineage: Eukaryota; Fungi; Basidiomycota; Agaricomycetes; Agaricales; Hemipholiotaceae. The record is from the annotation of a GenBank genome assembly.
AUGAUCAUAUUCGAGCCUUCGCAGAUGAAUACACGAUUGCAUCACGUAAACACAGCUGGUUCUCUGUCCCACGCGUCUCCCCAUCGUUCCUCUCCUCCCACCAUCAUCUCUGCUGCCACCAUCGUCGUGAACCCAUCGCCAUACCCUUUGCCGCCCACAACGACGCCCACGAUAACGCCCGUUACUUGCCCCUCGCCCACCCCUCUUCUCCCUGACGACUUGCGCGUUCACCAGCGAGGAGCCCUCCGCUUUUCUGUGGCCAUCGCCGUCGUGGGCGGCGACCUUCAUCCCUUGGUCUUCGCCCGGGAUACGCUCUCCUCGACCCCGUGCCCGGUGGUCUCGCUGCGUUUGCAUUCCCUUGCAACCACCAUCCUCGUCUACAUCCCCGAUGACGCGCUUAUGCCACAACCCCAGCCUCCCUCACUGUCCUAUCGUCUUAUUUCACGUAUCGGCCCUGGAAUGGCGCCGCAUCGACGCCUCAACCAGCUCCUAAGCGAGCUGAUACCUGCUCCAGAAACCAUUGGCAAGUUGAAGCUGGGAGAUAUCACUUAUGACGUCCCGGAAUCUCUCAAUCCCUCUCGCUUACCUCGGACGGCCAACCUUUUGGACGUGAAUGAUUCCGUCAAUCUGGACAACCUCCAUUUUAUGCUGCAGAAAUAUCUGCUCGGGCAGGAUAUAUUCCUUGUUUCCCAGCCUGGUCCGUAUGCUAGACGGUUGGCGUUGACAUUUGCAAGCACUAUCAACGCAGAGUAUGAAUACAUUGCGUUACAUCGGGAUGUUGGAGAGACCGAGUUGAAGCAGGGACGAGAAAUUAGGAAAGGUGGAAAUCUUGUCUAUGUGGACAGCCCAGCUGUAAAUGCAGUCAAACAUGGCCGGCUGCUCAUUCUAGAGGGAAUAGAAAAGGCAGAGCGCGGUAUCAUGCCAGUGCUGAAUAACCUGCUAGAGAAUCGAGAAAUGAACCUCGAUGAUGGAUCCCAUAUUAUACACCCUCACCGAUAUGCGCAACUGGAACAAAAUCAUUCUGAAGAAGGCAAAGUGUUCAUCCCGGCUCACAAGAACUUCAGAGUCAUUGCUAUCGCAGCACCCGUCCCUCCUUAUCCCGGAUACCCCCUAGACCCACCAUUCCGAAGCCGUUUUCAAGCUCGUUUCAUCGACCCUAUCGGCUCUCUACUUUCCUUCACAGAUACCCGGAAGGCACAAGCGCCGUUGUACGACAAAUUCCGCGAUCUUAUCCUCUCCACUCAACUCGCGACUGAGUCAAGAAAUGCCCUCGAGGUCAUCUCGAAGACGUCCUUACCACCAUUCCCACAAACGGCUCUAACGAAACUUCAAACACUGAUCGACAAAUUCCCUCCUCCAGAGCAGUUGUCGCCCGCGCAACUUGCUCGUCUAUUCCUGACCAUCCAUCCUGCUUUGAUUCAUGCGCCGUUCCAGGCGUGGGCAAUCCUUAGCCGCCAAACGCAGGAGGCAGGCCUCGGAGAACUGGGCAGCCCAUCCAUGUCCUCCAGCGAUGACAGAAUCGGGUUGUUUGGGUACCAGGCCGUUGAAAUUCGCCGGUCCAGUGACACUACUGCAGAAAUCGCCUUUGACCCUCCCGCAGGCUUACUGCGGACCUCAGUAACGGUACCGGCUGGUUCUAGGCAACUACGGCCUUUCCCUUUCGUUGGAAAGCUUGAAUUUAAUCCUACACCUCGUUUCAUGGGCCUGCUAACCUGCUUCUUACAAGCACAUUCACUUGGAUGGGAUAUCUCCUUGAUUCCACCUGCGCUACCAUCAACUGCUUCAGCAUCAACAACGACUCUUGUCAAAACAUUCGGCCAGAUCCUGGGCUAUGAAGCGGAAGUAUUGCACAUGUACAAGGAGCUCGGCGGACGAGAACUCGUCAUGCGAAGGAAGAUUGAAGAAGGAGGCGCGACGACUUGGGAACCAAGCACCUUAAUAGAGGGGGCGUGGGCAGGCCGACUUCUACACCUUGCUGGUCUGGACGUCAUUGGUCCGACAGCUGGGUCCUUAUCUCGAAUUAUCCAAGAUAGGGAAAUUGAGCUAUGGGAGGGCAAACGUUUAGUUGGCGCCGCCUCGGCAGACGAGAUUCAAGUUGGUGAACUCUCGGUGGCGCAUCCAUCCUUCCGCAUGAUCAGUACAGCUUCAAAGUCUCUGCUUCUCAAGGACUGGCUUUCGGACGAACAUGCCAAUAUGUUUUUCCCAGUCCCAAGUCAGCCCAUGGAUACCAAGGAAGAAGGGGCGAUCCUGGCUGCCACUGGCUGCCCGAACGAAGUCAUUGAUGCUCUGCUCGUGUUCGCAGACAAAUAUCGCCAGAGCAUGUCUGCUGACAAUAUGCUGAAGAAUCGAAAGCUUGGGACCAGAACGCUCGUCAGGAUCGCGCGAAGGCUGUCUCUCUACCAACAGGACAGGGACUUGUAUGAAAUUAUUCAAAGAUCGUUGUUGGCUGAGUUCCUGCCGGCGACAGAGAUGAUUAAUCUCAACACUUUGCUCGAGGACUCGAGCAUCUUAAAGAAGACCCCACCGUUUAACCCUUCCCCGAUCAUUCAAGGGAGAGCACUUAUUUUCCCUGGCCCAAGCAGUCUUGGUCUUCAGAGCGAACCUACCUUGAUCCCGCUGUUCGAUCCCGCACAAGAUCCUGAAGGCGCUGCAUCCCAUGUACCGUACAUGAAUCACUUCUAUGAUAACAGCUUGCAAACUGGUCUAAUGCGAGACAUUGCCAUCGACUUGGAGAUCCUAGGAGAGCAUGUCGUUCUGCUUGGAAAUCAGGGCGUCGGCAAGAACAAAAUCAUAGAUAGAUUAUGUCAGCUACUAGGGCGGCCGCGCGAAUAUAUCCAGCUACACCGCGACACGACCGUCAACCAGCUCAUGUUUACAACAGCUCUUGAAGGCGGAAUUAUCAAUUACACCGACUCACCACUCCUUCGUGCAAUUAAAUUCGGCCGUGUCAUUAUUAUCGACGAGGCAGACAAGGCCCCUGAGCAUGUCGUUGCCAUCUUCCGGAGCCUAGCAGGACAAGGAGAGAUGUCUCUCUCUGAUCGCAGGCGUGUACGUCCGACGUUGGAGAGGGAAGGUGAUAUUGUUGUGCAUCCAAACUUCAGGUUGAUCCUGCUGGCGAAUAGGCCAGGGUAUCCAUUCUUGGGCAAUCAUUUUCUUCAGGUUCUCGGAGAGAACUUCAGUGCACACUCUGUCUCCAACCCCGACCAAGAGUCUGAGCGCAAGCUUAUCGCACAACUUGCCCCUGAGCUGGAUGAAGACCUGAUCCUGAGGCUUGUCGGCGCGUUCCAUGACUUACGAAAGGGAUAUCAAGACGGGGUACUGAACUAUCCAUACUCUCUUCGAGAAUUGAUAAGCCUUGUCAAGCAUAUGAAGGCCUAUCCCGGAGAUACUCUCGGCGAUGCUCUCCGCAACGUCUUCGACUUCGACAUUUACAAACCUGAGACAAUUGAGAAGCUAUCCGAAAUCCUGAUCCACCACGGACUUGAGGUCCCUCACUUGGGUUUAGACGCUGCUCGAGAGGCUGCCAAGAAGAAGGUUCAAGAGAUCCAGUUUGAACCCAAGGAGACAAGCCUGAAUCAACCAAAGGAGGGAGAGCAUGACGACAAGGAGCACUCGGGUGGCAAUCGAUGGGCUGGUGGUACUGGUGGCAGAGAUACCGCUGGGAUGGGCGGUCGAGGUGGCUACAAGCGACUUUACAAGGGUGGUGACAUCAAGCAGGUGUCUGACAAACUUAAGCAGGAUGUACCUGACGAAAUUAAAGAGAGGGCUCGCGAGAUGGCUCGCCAGGAGCUCCAAAGACGUCUUGAAGAACUCGACAUGUCUGCUGCUGAAGCCAAGGGUUAUAGCACCCUGCUCAAUGCCACCCAGGCUCAUAUGGCAUCCCUACUUGACCUGCUGGAACACCUCGCGGCCAAGGAGGAAGAGCGUGUUUGGGUCAAGCGUCAGGUCGACGGGGAGCUAGACGACAGCAGACUGACCGAGGGGCUGACUGGCGAAUCGACGGUCUACAAACGACGGAGAAUGGAGAAGCCUGAGAUUGGGCGUCCUCAAAUCAAACCGAAACGGAUAAGAUUUGUCUUCGACCUGAGUGCCUCAAUGUAUCGCUUCCAGUAUGAUGGGCGUUUGCAGCGGAGCACAGAAACCGCCGUGAUGCUCAUGGAGACCUUUAACCGACUAUCUCGCAAGGAGAAGUAUGUCUGGGAUAUGGUCGGCCAUUCGGGAGAUGGACCAGAUCUCACUUUGACCUUGGCUGACUCACCACCAACUGAGCUUAAGGACCGCUGGAAAGUUACGGAGAAGAUGAACAUGGUGCCCCAAUAUGCUUUCGCUGGUGAUUAUACUGUGGAAGCUAUUCAAAAGGCAGUCAUUGAGGUCGGCAAAUACGAUGCAGAUGAUUGGUUUGUCAUUGCGAUCACGGAUGCAAACUUUGGCAGAUACGCAAUCACUGCUGAGGAUCUUACUAGAUCAAUGAGGCAUAAUCCCAAAGUCAAUACUGCUCUCAUUUGUAUCGGCGAAGGUGCUGAGGCUGCUUGGGUCACAAAGAGCUUGCCUGGACGUGCAUUCCGUGUAGCAAACACUGGCGACAUACCUAAUGUGCUGCGCAGUAUUUUGUCCACCAUGGUGGAUCGGUGA